AAGAUGUUAUUCGUGUGGUGGAAGUGGAAGUCGCCCAGUCACUGACCGAAACUACAAAAAAAUCAAACUUAAGCCACCUCUCUUGCUGCGGUGUAAACCAUGCCAUACAAGCGAGUAUCAGCAAAAAUGUUAACGUUACUUCGAUCAGCAGAAGAUAUUAGGUAGUCAGCCAAAUGACGUGUGCUGUGGUUUCUAGUAGUUAAAUCUUUAAUGUUAGUGGCAACACCAUUGCAUUCCCAUAUGUUCUGACUGCAAUGAUGUAUAAAUAUUUAAUGGAGAACUCGAGGGAUAAAGAGAGCUGGCGUUUGAACCAGACUACUGCGGCUAUACUGUCGGUGAUAGUUGUAAACUGUAUCCAGUACCUCAGAGAUGAUGUACUGUUGUAGGCUAACCCGGAAGUAAGCGCCACGCUGGUUCCCUCAACCGAAAGCCUAUGCAUAUUUUCCCCAUAGACUUUUGGAAGAUCGCAAAAAAUAAGCUCUGUGAUUAACAAAGGUUUAUGAUGUUUACACGUUUUAUCUAUCAAGAUAAUCUUUACAAAUUAACACAACAUUUGUUACUUUUGAAGCCGAAAUACAAUCUGCAGAAGUAAAAAGCUAACACAAUGCUAUAAACAGACUACACUUAAGGUCGCUCGAUAUCAACAUCACCACCACCAAGCCUCCGACAACUCUUUCAAACUUUAUUGAAAAUGUGUUCCCUGGUAAGUAAUUACUCUGUGAAUGAAUCUGCAUCUACGUUUUAAGAGAUUUGUGCCCAUGUUGCAUUAUUUGUGAGCUUUAUAUGCGGAAUGACGUCUAACGUCCACACCAAAGGAAGUAGUCCCUUUUAGCAACUUGUUAGCAACCGCCGUUUUUAAGACACAAUAAAGGCUUUAAAUUUUAGAAGGCUUUAAAAAAUCACAAGCGGGUUACAAUUGGUGUGUUUUAUGUCAUAGAAUAAAACGUGAAAAUAUUUAGAGGUUUUGUUUACCACAGACAUUAUUUCAGGCGAUUUACCAAAAACCCAUUCAAAAAACCCAUAGACUUUGGACCGAUGGAACCGGAAGUCCUAAAAUGCUAACUCGCUUCCGGGUUUUGCAUACAAAAAUACGUUAUCUCUGAGCCGCCCUAUACAGUACAUUGGCUAGAUGUAAAAUGCAAAUAGAUACCACCAAUCACAAUCCAAUAUUCAAAUAAGACACCCUUGCUGCGUCCCAAUUCGUAUACUAUCUGUCCUAAAUAGUAUUCGAAAAUAGAAUUAGUAUGUCCCAAAUCGUAGUAUGUUGAAAAGAGUAUUCCAAAGAUUCCCGGAUGGUCUACUACUUCCCGUAGAAAUUCGAAAUGCAGAAUGAUGCACACUCUAACGGCUAAUAUUACCCACAACUCACCGCGAGUAGGCGGAGUUAAGUGACGCUCCAUUGCAUUAAUACAAUUAAAUAACUGAUGCGUCACUAAAUUAAUAAAUAUAAGCACAGAGUUAACAUUACAUAUGAAACAAUGAAUUAAUAAAUACUUAAAUGGAAAGAAGAGCUGUAUUUUGAUGUGUGUGACAGUUAAUGGCCACAUUGUUGUCUAGGCAACAACCGCCACUUCCGUUUCCUGUUAGUAUGUCCCAGUGUGUGCAUAUUGUUUUGCUACACACUAAAAUGUAUAUACUUUUCCAUAACAAAACAGUACAUACUUUUAGUGCAUAGUAUAAGUAGGCGAAUUGGGAAGCAGCAAUUUAUUUUUUAAAUACUGGUUGAAGUCAUAGACUGUACAAAAUAUGGACGUUGUGUCCGUGACGUCACCCGUAGGUUUGUGAAGAGUAAAAAUGAGGCCUAAAGUAGGCGGAGCCGGUCGUCGCCAUCUUGGCAUCGCGUCAUCGCGCGUCACUCCCGGAUAAUCGUAAAUGGGCAAAGAGGCGGGACGUGGUUGGAGCUGAGGCGCUCGGUUUGCUGAAACCUUCUUGUCACUCAAGUGGCCACGCAACUAUUUUGCAUAAUUUUAAGGCUUAUGUAAGUUAAACGGGUGAGUUAUAAAAAAAUCACCCUCCUCACAGUUGUCAUGAAGGGUAAAAUUACCUAUAUAGAGCAAAAUAAUUUUUGUACAGGCUGUAAACAUGUUUUUUUGUGCUGUAAAGUUGGCCAUUUAACAUGGGGCUCAAUGAGAUUCUGCUUUGUUUUGGAGCCAGCCUCUAGCGGCCAGUCGAUGAAUUGCAGUUUUAGUCACUUCCGUGUUGGUUUCACGAGAGAGACCGGAAGAUUGGCCCUUGGUUGAAGUCCAUAUGAGAAAGACUUUCAUUAUUCCGUUACAUAUUAGUGCACAAAUUUGGUCGAUUAUUAAAUUUAACUGUUGUGUUUGCCUGCCUGUCUAGCAACGUUUGUUUAUACAUAACAUAAAAUAGCGUUAGUCUUGUCAAAUGUUAUAUCGCGUUUCAAGUUCAUUGAGUUAUUGGCUAUUUUCGGUUAAACGGGUUGUUGCUAGAAGGGAUACAGCUACAGCCGGAAGUGGCGCAAAAUCUCGCCAUAUAAUUAUAAUAAAUUACAUUAGUUAACGCCUACACCUACCCCAACCCUAAACUUAACCUUACAAUAAUAAAAUAUAUUAAUCAACUGUUUUUAGCGUGACAAAAAUUAUGCGGUAUUGAAGUGCGCAUGCCCAGUGGAUGUAGCUGUAUCCCUUCUAGUCAAAACCGGUUAAACGGUUCCAAAAUUUGUCACGUGAUUUCCGGUAAUGGAACAUAGGAAGCAUCGAUGCUCCCUGGUUUUUGCAGUGCAAUGUGGUAAUUUUAGGGAUCGAACGUUUCAGUGCACUGGAAGGAUUUUGCGAAUGAGACAGCCCUUAAAAUGGCUGACUCCCUGGUCAGUGCCAUUACUACUGAACAAGGGAGCUGAUUGAGACACAGCCACAAUCUAAAUAAUUUCUUGAUAUUAAAUGAUUAACAAUGGAGUACUCGUGUAGAUUAAUUAAAGGGCAUUAAUACUGCAGUGCAUCACUUACCGCAAGACUUUGUUUUCGCGUGAAUUGGUGAUGUAAGGUUGGGAAGCUGUCACUUCGAGAGAAUGACGAGUCCAACAGAUCUUACACCACCACCUGCAGGUGCCUGUUCAUCGGCGGAAUGUGACAAGGACAGCUACAUUACUCAGUUAAUACGCCGACUUGAAACUCUACACAUGUCUACAGUAGUGAACACACCACAGGCAUCUCUUCUAGCCAGCAUUUCUAAUGCACAGGAACAGGAACCACCCAUCUGUUGCAGCCAAACGAAAUCAUCCAAAGUCUUGAAGCAACAUAAUACGACCCAGAUGAGGAUGCUUUCGCACAGAUGGCACAGGCUUGGUCUACAGCCUCCGAUCCUCUGGAGCACGCAAGAACACAUGUCUGAUCAUUAUAAAUCUACAGAUGACACCAGACCAGCACUGGAACACAGUCCCUUACAGGUCACUCUCACUGUGUCUUCAAGGAAUAAAAGAACAGACGAGAUGAAGACAAUUAGCAAUUCACAUUGUAGCAGUUUGGACACCUGCAAUCGUGGACUUCUUGAAGGUAACGUAACCGAACAGUGCUCUUUAAAUAACUCCAGCCGGACGUCAGUUGAAUGCGAAGAAGACAGUGACCUCUCCGACCUAUAGAAAGACAAUAUUCCCGUCUUAAUGUGGGCAGCUGCUGUAGAACUGGACCUGAGGCCAGACUCAGUUGACAGAGAUCUGGAAUUAACAGAGGCGGCAGAAGAAGAGCAAGUUUACCCGGAGGUUCUCCCCGUUCCACUUAAAGACUUCAGCGAGUCUUCAGAUGCUGGAUUGGAGAGGAAGGAUCCUUGUCUCACAGCUAUGGUGACACGCUUGCUAGAGCUGGAAAAACUUCAAGCCGCAACUAUACAAAAGGAACAAGGAAAAGCAGUCCGAUCUCGCCCGGCAACUGCUUUGGUACGGAGUGCCAAUCGCCUGAGACGGUUGGAAAGUCCUUGCAGUCAGAUGGAACACUUGAGGACUAGAGGCAGUAAUUCAGCAUUAGCCGAUUUCACAAAACUCACCCUUUCUUCGUCCUCUCGUUCACGGUCUAGGCAACAUACUCGCCCCUUAUCGCAUUCUGAUAGGGUACCAAAUGGAGUACAGCCAGCACAUAAUGUGUGUAAAAAAACAAACUCCAGUACAGUCAAAUUAAGAAAGACAGAAGGUCUUGCUAACAGUAUUUCAAAUGUGUCACUAAAAUGCAACAGCGCAAAUGCUUCCAAGAUACGCAAACCCACAACGAAAGCUAUGCCAAAGUCAAAAAAGACCUUGAAAAAGACUUGUGUCCCUCUUAAAAUAUGUAAGUGUUCUGUUAAAUUAUAA
Molecule: messenger RNA, 4297 nt
Organism: Triplophysa rosa
Lineage: Eukaryota; Metazoa; Chordata; Actinopteri; Cypriniformes; Nemacheilidae
Product: protein FAM217A
Exons: 5
Source: RefSeq, a predicted model, not a curated record